This is a messenger RNA of Triticum turgidum subsp. durum (durum wheat), 270 nucleotides long. The record is from the annotation of a GenBank genome assembly. Lineage: Eukaryota; Viridiplantae; Streptophyta; Magnoliopsida; Poales; Poaceae.
AUGGGACGCAUCCUGCUCCUCUGCGCAUUCCUACUCGUCCUGCUCAGCGUGGCCAGCCUCAUGGAGGUCACGGAAGGGAGGGGGCGAGGCGGCUCACGCGGCGGAAGCAGCGGCAGCCCGCGUAGCCUCAGCGGUGGCACCUGGGUGGCGUGCGUUGGCUCGUCGCUGCUGGGUGCUGGCCGCCGCGGCCAUGCUCCUGUAGGCCCGAGCUGCGUGACUCAGCUAGGCGGUGAUAUACGGCUGGCCUGGACAUCUUUGUACGUACUUUGA